CAACCCUUCUCGAACUCGAAAGAGAACCAUCUCUGAAAUCCGAACACCUACUCCUCCAGAAUGUUCCCUUCUACCACGGCCACGGCCUCCCGCCUCCUCGUCCCCGCCGCCUCUCGCCGCGCCAUGGCCACUGCCGCCUCCGCCAACCCGCCGCCCCCGCAGCAAUCGCCCUCCAAGGCGGUGCGGGUCGUGGUGAAGGGCCGCGUGCAGGGCGUCUUCUUCCGCGACUGGACGGUGGAGACGGCCCGCGCGCUCGGGCUCGCCGGCUGGGUCCGCAACCGCCGCGACGGCACCGUGGAGGCCCUCCUCUCCGGCGAACCCGCCAGGGUCGACGAGAUGGUCUCCCGGCGCCUUCCCGUCGGGCCUCCCGCCGCCGCCGUCACCGCGGUGCUGCCUUCCCCCGCCGAUCCGCUCGACCCCUCCGAGGGCUUCCACCGCAAGCCCACCGCCUGAUGACCACUGGUUCUUGUCAGUGACAUGAUGUACCGGUCGACUACUACUCAAUGGCCUCUCCUCUGUCCGGUCACCCCAGCGCCCCAGACUCAGUUCAACGACCUCCAACUGUCACCAACAAGGAAGCAAGGUCUCUAUGACCUCCAUUCCUGACGCAUCUCCUCCCUUAAUGGUUGAUGAUCAUUGAUGUCCACUGCUCCAACAUCGCCUCGUUCUCUCCAAGCAUCCGUGGCAUGAAGGAUCCUUCCCCAAAUCCCAAUGGUUUAAUCACUGGUGUUCAUUACAGUGUUGAACUGUGGUUUGUUCAUUAUCUUGGAGCCCACUAUGACUAUGAGCAGCUUCGAGCUUGAUCAAAACCCUACCAAAGUUUUUGGACGACUGCUGCUGAACCGCCCAAGACUGUGUGUGUGUGUCGCACAAUUUGCCAUGGAUACAGCUUGUGUUGUGCUGGAUGAAAACGUCUUCGGGAUUUGCAGUUGUAUCACUCGAUUUGCCAUGGAACACUUUCAAAGAAUAGUGUACUGUACUGAACAAUCCGCGUCACAGGUCAUCAGCCAUGAGCGAGUAGAAAAUAGCUCACCAAGCUAGUGAACUCGAUACGUUUCUGCAUGUGACUGAUUUCCAUAUCA
This is a messenger RNA of Triticum aestivum (bread wheat), 1082 nucleotides long. RefSeq names its product acylphosphatase. The record is from RefSeq and is a predicted model, not a curated record. The transcript has 2 exons. Gene Ontology annotation, molecular function: acylphosphatase activity. Lineage: Eukaryota; Viridiplantae; Streptophyta; Magnoliopsida; Poales; Poaceae. The coding region runs from base 61 to 453 and encodes 130 amino acids.